AAAAAAAAAGGCUGGCAAACGGCCUCAAGGAAGGCCCGUGGACUUUGAGAUGCCUUCAGAGUCGGUUGGCAGGAGGGGUUUAUAGCCGCCAACUUCCUGCCUUGCCCAAUCUUCUGUUUGCACAUUCGCUCGGGGGUCGUGGGGCUCUUCAGAAAGCUGACGUGCGGGACCACCUCUAUGGAGACCACCCCCGGCACCUUCAACGGCAGCGGCCACUCGCCCUCGUCUGAAAGGCAGGUCCUGCGGGUCAUCGUCCCCCUGCUAGACUCCCUGAUCUUCGUCGCCGGGCUGAUUGGGAACAUCCUGGUGCAGAGAGUUCUGAUCGGCAGGAAGAAGCAGCAGCGGAGAAACGGGACCAACAUCCUGCUCCUCAACCUGAGCGCGGCCGACCUGCUCCAGCUGCUCUGCGUGCCGUUCCACGCCACCUCCAUUGCUCUGGCCCGCUGGGUCUUUGGGGACUUCCUCUGCAAGGCCGUGAGCUUCACGGGCGUGGCGUGCUCGUCCGCCAGCGUCUUCACCCUGGCCGCCCUGGCCAUCAACCGCUACAUCACCCUGCUCCACCCCAGCAAGGCUUUCCGUUUCCAGCUCACCUGGUACUUCUGCACGGUGAUGCUCCUCAUUUGGGUGCCGUCGCUGGCCGUGGCGUCCCCCCAGUUUGCAUUCCGUGGCACCCAUGUGACGGACUCGGUCUACUGCUAUGCCUUCAUGACGGACGCCAGCCAGGUGUUUUACGCGUCCACGCUCUUCGUCCUGGGCUUCGCUGUGCCACUGACCACCAUCGUCGUUAUGUACUCCCGGAUCUACUGCUUCCUGCGCUCCAAGCGUGCCAGCGUGCAGAGUCGCCUGACCGACAGGUACCACACUCAGGUCACGCGCAUCUCCAUUCUCCUGGUCCUGGUGUUCACCCUUUGCUGGCUGCCCUCCUACAUCCUCCUGCUCCUCCUGGCCCGAGGAUCCGCACCACACGGGGCCGCCUUUCCCGUCAGCGCACAGCUGCUCGCCUUCUCCUCCACCAUCGCCAACCCCGUCCUCUACGUCUUUAUCUCUGAAAAGUUCCGCCAGGACCUCCAGAGGCUGGCACUGCCUGGCUGCUGCAGAGUGGGUGGGGUGCAGCCCUCCAGGACUGAGUUGGGCCCAGGGGUGCAGCUCUAAGAGGCACAUCUCCCCUGCAGAACGGGACAACAUGGCAAACCCCAUUGCAUUUCCUUCCUGCUUCUGAUUCGGAGCUAGGCAAGCUGCCACCUAUGAUGUUGGCACAGGGACACUAUGAUGAGGCAUCUGGCUUUCAACAGGAUGUGGAAUUAAAUGGUCAUAUCUGGACAAUACCCCAAAAUGGACAGCACAGCCUUUUGGGACAACUCCUGAGCCGUUCACUGAGUCACCACAGCUGGACCUUCGGAGGUGGAAACAAUAAAAGUCACCAAUUGUGGGUUCAAAAUCUGCUCCUGUGUGCCAGUGUGGUCUUCUUUGGUGUGCCAUCAGUGUAAGACCUGAGUCAACGAAUCAGACCCUCAAUACGGGAUUCUGCCCAUCCGCUCCUCAUGUUAUUCGCUCUGUCAGGACUGCACCUGCUGUUCGAGGUGGGCAGCGCCGACACAAAGUUUCUGUGCCCUCUUAACCUCCCAUGUAGUUCCAUGCAAAUCUUCCUGACCAGGCCGCGCUCUCUCAAUGGGAUUCUCAUUUAAUUCCGUCACAUGAGACUCCAUAGGCUUGCAAUCUUCCCAAUUCUGAAUCUGCGCCAGUGUGCCAGUGUCGUGUUCUAUUGUACAGUGUGACACCAGUGCAAGUCCUUGGCCACUUCAUUGUGUCACGGUCCCACCUGUUCCUCGCGCCUCACUAUCAGGCCAGGUCUGUUCACUCUAUGCUACUCAAGGUGGGCUCUUACACGGGCAGUGCCAACACACUGCGCCUUUAUGACCCCUUGAGUAGGUUGUGCAUGUCUUUGUGCCCAGGACACCUUUUCUGCCUCACUUUAUUACCCUGCAUUCUGUCACAUCCACCUAAACACAAAGUGUGGCAUCUAAUUCUGCACCCGUCUGCCAGUGUGGUCUUCUUUGACACGCCAUCAGUGUAAGUCCUGGGCCAACGAAUUACACCCUCAAUAAGGGAUUCUGCCCAUCCGCUCCACGCUCUGUGUUAUUCGCUCUGUCAGGACUGCACCUGCUGUUCGAGGUGGGCAGCGCCAACACAAAGUUUCUGUGCCCUCUUGACCUCCCGUGUAGCUCUUCCUGACCAGGCCGCUCUCUCUCAAUGGGAUUCUCAUUUAAUUCCGUCACACGAGACUCCAUAGGCUUGUUAUCUUCCCAAUUCUGAAUUUUGCCAAAUCCAGCUACACACAAAGCGUGGUAUCUAAAUCUGUGCCUGUGUGCCAGUGUGGUGUUCUACAGUACAGUGUGACACCAAUGCAAGUCCUGGGCCACCUACUUGUGUCACAACCCCAUCUGUUCCUCGUGCCUCACUCUCUGGCCAGGUCUGUUCACUCUAUGCUACUCAAGGUGGGCUCUCACACGGGCAGUGCCAACACACUGCGCCUUUAUCUAGAGUAGGUCGUGCAGGUCACCUUUUCUGUUUCAUUGCCCUGCAAUCUGUCACAUCCACCUACACACAAAAUGUGGCAUCUAAAACUGGGCCUGUGUGCCAGUGUGGUGUUCUUCAGUGGGUCCCCACCCCGUCAAUAAAGAUCACUAGAAAAGCAGACUACCGCAGUUCGGUGUGCCAGUGUGAAUGAGGGGCCUGACUGGGUGACGGUACCCAAAAUAGCAGAACGAGCACCA
Polypterus senegalus (gray bichir) is the source of this 2774-nucleotide messenger RNA. RefSeq names its product kappa-type opioid receptor. Gene Ontology annotation, biological process: immune response; G protein-coupled receptor signaling pathway. The transcript has a single exon. Bases 178 to 1152 code for a protein of 324 amino acids. Gene Ontology annotation, molecular function: neuropeptide Y receptor activity. Gene Ontology annotation, cellular component: membrane. The record is from RefSeq and is a predicted model, not a curated record. Lineage: Eukaryota; Metazoa; Chordata; Cladistia; Polypteriformes; Polypteridae.